AUGUAAGGAUCUUGCAUAAGGAAGAAAAGCCCUUAAAACGGGAAAGGGGACCUUCCUGUUGCGGGCUCCAAGCUGACAGAGGGAAACAUUGAGCCCAUAAGUCAGGGACGAGAAGCUGCAACCCCGGGCUCAGGAAGUGACAACUGCCCUCUCCUACUGCUGACUGUCCACCCCACAAACCCUCCUCCCAAUCUCCCUCCUCCCUCCCUCCCUCCCCACCCUCAGACAGCUUCAGCUCAGCCCUGAGGAUGCCGCUUUCGCUCCUGCCUCUCCUGCUGCUUCUCCACCCGGUGCUCCCGCAGAGAACUGUAUUCACAGCCGUGACCGACACUGUUCUACCCCCCGACUACGACAACAACCCGGUCCAGUUGAAUUAUGGAGUGGCAGUCACUGAUGUGAACAACGACGGAGAGCUGGAGAUAGUGGUGGCCGGGUACAACGGUCCGAACCUGGUGUUAAAGUAUGACAGAACCACAAAGCGGCUGCAGAACAUCGCUGUUGAUGAACCCAGCUCCCCGUACUACUCACUGCGCGAUCGCCAAGGGAACGCUAUAGGGGUGGCGGCCUGUGACAUCGAUGGUGAUGGACGAGAAGAAAUAUACUUUCUCAACACUAAUAAUGCUUUUUCAGGCAUAAGCACCUACACCGAUAAACUCUUCAAGUUUCGGAAUGGACGGUGGGAAGACAUCCUGAGUGAUGAGAUCAACGUGCACAGAGAGGUUGCUAACCGAUUUGCCGGCCGCUCAGUUGCAUGUGUGGAUCGAAAGGGCUCCGGGAAAUACUCUGUCUACGUGGCCAACUAUGCCAGUGGCAGAAUUGGCCCUCAUGCUCUGAUAGAAAUGGACGAAUCCGCCAGCAAUCUGUCAGUGGGAAUCAUCGCACUCUCCAACGUGGCACAGGAGGCAGGAGUUGACAAGUUCACGGGUGGCCGUGGAGUAGCAGUCGGCCCCAUCGUCAGCUCCAGUAGCUCCGAUAUAUUCUGCGACAAUGAGAAUGGACCGAACUUCCUCUUUAAGAACAAUGGAGAUGGCACCUUCACUGAUAUAGCAGCCCAGGCUGGAAUCGAUGACCCUCAGCAACAUGGCCGUGGACUGGCUUUGGCAGAUUUUAAUCGGGAUGGGAAAGUGGACAUCGUCUACGGUAACUGGAUGGGACCACACCGCUUCUAUCUGCAGACCAGCGUGAAUGGAAGGGUCCGAUUUAGGGAUAUAGCGACCCAGCCGUUUGCGAUGCCCUCGCCAGUUAGGACAGUGAUUGUGGCGGAUUUUGACAAUGAUCAGGACCUUGAAGUAUUUUUCAAUAAUAUUGCAUACCGAGGGUCUUCAGCAAACCGCAUCUUCAGAGUCUCACCACGGGAUGGGGCAGACCCGUCGAUUGAAGAGGAAGACGCAGGAGAUGCUGCGGAACCCACAGGACAAGGAACAGGUGCUGUUGCUACAGAUUUCGACGGUGAUGGAAUGCUGGAUCUCAUCAUCUCUCAUGGAGAGUCCAGGGCUCAGCCACUGUCUGUGUUCAAAGUAACCCAGGGCACCGAUAACAAUUGGCUGAGGGUCAUUCCCCGGACCCGGUUUGGUGCGUUUGCCCGUGGGGCAAAGGUGGUGCUGUACACACGGAGAACUGGGCCGCACCUCCGUAUAAUCGAUGGAGGAUCUGGGUAUCUCUGUGAAAUGGAGCCAGUGGCACACUUUGGAUUGGGUAAGGACAUUGCGACUCACCUGGAGGUGACCUGGCCUGGUGGGACAUUCACAUCACGGGCUGUCCCCCCGAGUGAAAUGAACUCCACGAUGGAAAUCCCAUUCCCAAACCAGGACAGUCAAACCUUCAAUCUUGACAUUGAGUGUGGGGAAGGCUUCACAGCUGACAGGAGUGGUCGCUGUACAGAUGCUGAUGAGUGUGUGCAGUUCCCACCAGUGUGCCCCAGGGAUAGGCCCAUCUGUAUCAACACUUACGGAGGCUUCAAGUGUCGACCGAACAGGAGAUGCAAUCAUGGUUACGAACCCAAUGAAGAUGGAACAGCUUGUGUGGCUCAAGUCGCGUAUUUUGGGAGAGGAGGCUUUUCAUCAGCUUGUUCCUGCAGAACCAAGCAGCUGAGAUGUGAGCUGCAGUGUGGACCCGACACUGAGCUUGAUCUGUAACCCUGUUGGGACCAUCACCUUCAACUCUGUAUAAAACUGAACAAUGCAACUAGACUCUUCUGUUCUGUUACAUCAAUCCUACAUGUUCAGGCCUACUGCGGACCAACCCAAGCUAGAACAAUCCCAAACUGUCUGGACAACAUUUGUCAUUUAAAGAAGCAAGUUUGCGAUUUAAAAAAGGGAAGGAAAUGCCAUCACAAACCUGAGGAGAAAGAAAGACUAAACCCACUGCACGAUGGAUUGAAAUGGGUUGAGAUGAUUGAGUGACAGGUUGAACAAGUCUGCUUCUAGCUGACUAGAUUUUGCAGCAGUUGCUGCUUUGGUUCCUCGGCCUGUUGUGUUUUUGAGCUAACGUACAGACCAUUCCUGAUAGCUGUCUGCAACAGCAGGGGAAGGUCAGGGAGCAUGCUGGGUGGCCUUCUCCACAAGUUUAAGAUCUCAGUGUCUUGCCAUCAUAUGUUGCCAGUCCUGUUCCUACAGGGAAAGUGCAGGAGUGAAGUAGGGUGCUCCUUCCUUCAAAAAAAAAGGAAGGCAUUACCAUCUGAGGGCACCUUGUCCUUUUUGAGAUUGAAUCUCACAGGCUGUUCUCUGGCCAGGGGAAAGGGCAUGGGAGACAGUCACUUAACACAGCGUACAACUCAAGGGGUUAGUAUUGAGAAGGAUCCCACUGGUGAGGCAGGGGGCUCUCCUGUGGAUUAACACAGACUAUUAAGGGAAGCUUAGAGGUAAAUCAAUUAAAAAUCAAAGAUUCAAAUCUAGACAUACUAGCUUUGUAUAUUAUUCAAUGACCCUCAACUAGCCUUUACACCACAACGAUUAUGUUUCAUCACGACCAUGAUUAUGUUAUAGCCUCAACAUGCCAAGGUUGGUGUGUAUGGCUUGGCACAGAGGGGCAUCAAGUGCAGUGUUUGUCAGUUUGGACAGACUCACGUCAAGGUUUUCAUUGUCCCUGAUUCAAUCUGGUUCUAACCAUAUGUACAUGAUCCUGGAGCACUGCGGGUACAGCACAGCAGAGGGAAUUCUGUGUGCUGUAGAGGUACUCUUCAUGCUUCUGAAUGAUUUUAAAGACCACAUGAAAAGCACAGAAUUGAGACAGAAGGAGCCUAUUGGACUCAAUCAGGCCUUACUGUGAAUAUUACAACCUCCUGUGGAUAUUUCUAAUUGACCUGUUCGUAGCUAUCAUUGCACACGUCUGGAGCAGACGAGAUUUGAACCUGAUCCUUUCGGCCAGAGGAUGGGUACAAACACCACCACUACACGACAAGAGCCCUUGCUACACCCACAUUGUAUACUGUAGCCUGUGUGUACCAGAGAUGAAUUUAUUUUUGAAUUACUUAUUUUAUGUAUUAUUUUCUCUGGCAAAAUUGGGCACACUGUCAGUUGCAGAAAGGGGUUUCAUUCAACAUGUGAUGCUCUCCUAUAGAUAUUUUUAUAAACUUGAGCAUUCACCUUUAAAAUUGUAAGGAAAUCUUCCUUUCCGUUCGUCAGUGAAAAGAAAUGGCAUGUGGUCACUGCUAUAUGAUGUCACCGCAUUGUGUUUAUAUAUGACGUUUCUGUGUGGCUGCAUGAAUAUGAUGUCAUCAUGUCAGCGCUUCAAUAUGAUGUCAUCAUACUGCAGGGGAUCUCCUUGUUUGGCUGACCCAUCCCAAUAUGGCUCAGACACUGUAAAUAGUUUCCACCGGUUUAACACAGAUUUACUCCAAAUGCAUCGCCAACAGUUGGGAAUAGUGACUCCAACUCAUAUUAGACACAACCCUUGACUAAAUUGAGAACUGGCGGAGGAGGCUUCAAUCUGACUCAAGUCUCACCUUCUUCACCUCGGUGGUUUCUGAGCAGAGAAAUAUUUUAAGGUUUGGUGGCCUCUCCCUUCAGUUUUCUCCCUUCUGCUUGCUAAGGUCCCGGGUGUGGGGGCUGGACUGCCAUUGGCAACUCCCUCCCAGUGGCUAUUCUCCCAGUGAAUGGGUCUGGCCAAUGAGAGGUGAUGGUCGACCAGGGGGUGGGGAAGAGAAAUCAAACUUUGGGCUUGGAAUCCAGCCUGUCCCAAUAUUUCUGCAUGGACUUUGACCGAGGUGACCAGGAACAGGGAGGUGGUGGGGGGGGGGUCCCUGAUGGAUAGAUUGUACUUAGAUGAGUUCAGGAAAACUCCACUCAUCCCAGUCUACUAAACCAUCCCAGACCACCAUCCUCAAACCCGACACCUUCCUGGUUUGUGUGGAACAGGGAGCAGGACAGUCGCACAAUGGGUUGGUUUAUUGGAAAUGCAAAAAUUUUCAUUUCAUAGAAAUCCUGCAAUCACAGCUUCAUUGGCUGGGAAGCGCUCUGGGGCGUCCGGAGGGCACUAUAUGAAUCCAGGUUCUUUCUUGCUUAGUCCCAUUGUGGGGCACAGCUUUAAGCAGUAAUGUCUUGCUGUGUGUCUCUCUCAGGAUUUGACUGUGUGCUCUUGUACCAUGCCAGGCUGGCGAGAGGGGGCACUCUGGUUCCAGCUUGCCAAUGUGGUGCCAUCAUCUCUGGUGUACGUGUUACGAUUCAGUGAUUAUUGUAUUUGAUCUGCAGAGUGUCAUCUCAUGUCUAGUGAGAAGCUGCAGGUUUAGUCUGAUGCCUUGUAGUGGUACUCUGUGUUGGUUGGUGAUGGUCUACUCAUAAAUAUUGGUUUCAGUACCGUGGGUCUCUGUUUCUUUUCAAAUAAAUUUGUUGGUUUUCGGGAAAUGGGGAUGAUUACUGUCUGCGUUAUGGUGGCUGAGUGCUCCAAAGGUCAAGUCCGUGUCAACCACGUUUCGCAUGGGCCUUAGGGCCGUUCAAACCAACAGGUUUCCUUCACUGGAGAAACAUUCGAAAAUUGCUUGGAUUUUUAGAUAAUCAUGAAUGAAUCAGAGAUGUUGUCUUACAACCAUGGAGCAGGUGUGACCUGACCCUCAGCCAGAGAUACCGACACUACCACUGUGCCAUGGCCUCAUAUUUUGGGAUCUUUUCAUGUCAAUCCAACACGUUAGGAACGUCCAACCCAGGAGGAGAUCAUGUGGCCAGUCGCUAACCAUGCUGAAUCUUUUAAAGUAUUCCUGCAAGCCCAUAUCUCAGUAUUUCCUCUUUAUAAAUGUACAUAAAACCCUUCUUACACAGACCCAAGGUACUGUGGGAGGAAACCCACAUAGACACGGGGCGAAUGCGCAGACUCCACACAGUCGCCC
Molecule: messenger RNA, 5320 nt
Organism: Chiloscyllium plagiosum (whitespotted bambooshark)
Lineage: Eukaryota; Metazoa; Chordata; Chondrichthyes; Orectolobiformes; Hemiscylliidae
Product: cartilage acidic protein 1
Biological process (GO): axonal fasciculation
Molecular function (GO): calcium ion binding
Source: RefSeq, a predicted model, not a curated record